AUGCUCUCGAGAUGGACUAUGAAAGAAAAAUCUAUUGUGGCAUUUGAGCCUACACCAAAACUCACGGAAGGACAGUCUUUCAUAUCAAGACGUGGGGUGUUAACUCAUAUUGCAAUGGAGUUAGUUGACAAUUGCUCUUUAACUGAGGCUCGUAGUAAUUUUCGGAUGGAAGAACUACGAAAUUUGAAGUUAAAGACAAAUGAUAUCAAUGGUGAGAACAACACUACUAGGCAAAUAAAUAAGAACAGAAGUUGUGAGUUUACACAAGUCAUCCAAGACCCACACCCAGUUCGGGCUAAAGGAUGUGGACCACUGCUUGACGAGCUAUAUCAUCCGAAAUUUGCUUUUCAUGAUACACACGAUGAUCCGUACAAUGAUUUAAAGAAGAUCAAGGAAGACCAAGUCCUACAGUUCAAUGGUGCAAACUCCAAUAUCCAGAAAGGGGCAAAGGCUUUAGAAACAAAGUCGCAUCCCGAGACUCAAAAUUCCCUAAGGGAUGCAACUGCAGCAACUGGAAUCACUUGCACGAGGUUCGCUUGUUCUCCCCAAAAAUCCGAUUUUAGGAGAGAACUAAGCUUCUUGGACUCGGUUUUAAGGCUCGAUGCACGUGGAUUUGGAUACGUUAGUUUGGUCAUGGUCUCGACUGACCAUGCUAGCUCUUUAAGUGCUUUUCCACAUUCCGAGCUCAUCAACAAGUUUGUGGAGGUCCUCCCCGGCCCACACGGGAUAUACGAAAAUGGACACGACCACACAAGUGGACGCGCCAAUAGCCACGGUCGACAGCCUCUUGUGAGCAACCUCAAGAAUUUCGUGGGUUUUCAAACCCGAGAUGGAAACCAGACAAAACGUGAGUAUGAAUAUUAG
This is a messenger RNA of Striga asiatica, 864 nucleotides long. NCBI's taxonomy places the organism in Eukaryota, Viridiplantae, Streptophyta, Magnoliopsida, Lamiales, Orobanchaceae. The record is from the annotation of a GenBank genome assembly.